UUUUACACUCAUUCAUUCGCGUAUUUCGUUCGCAGUGAUGGCGGCGUAGCAAUCGCAAGAAUCGGAGAGUGUGUGUUGAAAAGUAUUAGGGAGAUUCCGAGGCUUGAGACACUGUGCGCGAAGAAAAGUGAACCCGAAAGAACGAAGCGGCCAGCGGAAGUGUUAGCGUUCUAGAAGGGGAUCGUUCCGGGGGUUAUUUUCGGCUUCCACCGGAAGCAUUUUGUGUGGACUCCUCCGAGGUGGAGAAAAGCUAGAAAGAAAAUUUUUCUCUGGGCAGACUUGUCUAGUUUUUAGGGGACUACGCACACACAUUUACAAGUGCGGGCAGCAGGAGGAAGAGGAGGAGAGAAAAGAAGACUACGAAGAAAAGCGGGGCUGCUGCAAUUUUUGUUGUACCCCCCCAUUUUUUGCGUUUUUCACUUUGAUUUCUACGCUCGGCUCGGUUUCUUUUUCUGAUAAGGACUAGUGGACCCAGAAGUUGGUCUGCUAGUGGCUUCGAUCGUGGUAUCAGGGAAAGGUGUCCUCUUCCCAAGGGGCCCUCUCCUGUGCCGUAAGGAGAAAAGAGAACCGAAGCAGCAGCAGGAAAAGAAACGGGAACCUUUCAGUGUGUGUGCAUUAAAUGGUAAUGCAUGCCAGGAAACCGCAGCGUUUACUAAAUGAUGGGUACCACCAAUCCCAUCAAUAUCAGAACUCUAAGUACGCCUCCAAAAGGGACUACGAACGAGAGGCUAGCCGAUCAGGUGGCUAUGGACGCGAUCGGGAUAAUUCUCCGGCUGGAAGUUCGCUAAACAAUGGCAACUACAAGUCAAUCUCACCAGACAUGGACUCACCGCGGGAUCGUGAUCGCGACAGGAACCGCGAUCACGAUCGGGACAGAGACCGUGAUCGGGGCGGUGAUCGGUAUCUGUACGGAAUGAGCAAACUGCGAGACAAGGACCGAGAUCGAGAUUAUAAAAAGGACAAAUAUUCCGAUUCUCUACGAUCACCUAAAGAAAAACGAAGUCGCAGCGAUCGGGACACGGACCAUCGGUCGAAUCACGACCGGCGGUUAAAGCUUUCCGUGUCGGAGAAACGCGGUGGAUCAAGUUCAAAUUCUGACGAUCGCGAGCGUGAUCGGGAACGGGAACGUAGUGAGCGCGAGCGAGAGCGGGAACGUGAUCGCGACCGGUUACGAGACCGCGAUCGGGAUCGUGGCGGAGGUGGAGGCGGCGGCGGAGGAGGUGGUGGUGGAGGUAGCGGAAGUGGCGGGAGUGGCGGAGGUGGAAGCGGUGGAGGUGUAGGUGGCGAUCGGGUAAACCGCGUUGGUGACUGGAGUGAACAUGUCAGUUCAUCUGGCAAAAAGUAUUACUACAAUUGUAAAACGGAGGUGUCACAGUGGGAGAAACCACGAGAAUGGAUGGACAAGGAAAGUUACGGUUUCGACAGGAUCAUGCCCAAGGACCAGCACCGAGAGUAUCGAGACAAAGAACGCGAUCGCGAGCGGGAUCGAAAUGAUCGGGAUCGUGAGGAUCGGUAUUCGUCCUCUGCCGGCAGCCGGUCCACAUCGUAUGGCAAGCAUUCCAGCAGUAAAAGCAGUAAUUCGAGGAUACGGUGGCCGCAACAUGAGUCGCACAGGAGGAGGCAUGAUGAAAACCAAGACAUGGACAUAAGCCCCGGCGAUUCAACGCCAACCUCGGAGGCCAAUUAUUCUCACUCUAGCACUCCGACCAAUCAGCAGGGGCACAGUAAUAACGCGGCCAACAACGAGGGUAGCACAGCCGGGACGGGACUGAUGGCAAAUCAGUUGCCUCGAUUACUGUCGAACCCGAUGGCGACACAGAGUGGCAUUGCGAUGCCACCCCAUUCGCAAUCACAAUCCUCAUCGAGCUACCCGGCAUCGGUGUCCACGUCGUCUCCUUCCGUACUGCAACAACAGCAACAGCAACCUCACAUGGUUGUCGGGUCCAGUGGCGACCUGAUGCUAAGCUCGAAUACUCCCGGUCCACCAGGUUCGCAACAGCACCACCACCAUCUACAACAGCAACAGCAACAGUGUCAACAGCAGCAGCAAUCGCAGCAGCAACAACAGCAGCAGCAGUUAGGCCAGUCACCACAUUCGUCCGCGAAUGCAACCGCUGCCAGCACGAAUGUGUCCUCUUCGUCGUCGUUAGCCGGUUUGCCGAAAAUACUUUCACAAAUCACCGGCAACAAGACGAUAGAACACAACGAACUAAACCCCCAGAAGGCGCUGCAAACCAUCAACAAUGCACUGAUGAUGCAAUCGAGGCAACAGCAGAACCCGAACGGUUCCGUGUCCGGAGCUACGCUGGUGGACGGCAACGCCGCGGCGAACAGUUUAAGGGAACACGCGUUGAACUCGCCGCUGUACAAUGUUUCCAACUUGUCGCACCCCUCGACGCCGAUGUCGUCCGGUGGCUGUGGCCUCCUGAACCACAGCAAUCACCAAUCCAACAAUCUGAACUCGUCCACUUCGGGGGCAAACCUGAGCGGUGGCAGCAAUAGCAGCCAACUGCUCAGUGGGGAUGGUCCGCCCACGCCCACCCAAGAAAUGGACCUGGUGUUACCGGACCAUCGGAAGAUGGAAGGUACGAGCACGACCACGACAAGUGCCGUGAGCAGUCUGCAGGGAGUGAUGACCUCGUCCCAAAGUGGCCGAUCUCAAGGACCGAAUCUGACGCCCAGUUUAGCGAAGUACUUCCGUGCCGAUUUGAUAUCCCAUGUGACGGGAUGGCCGUCGGAAAUACUGGAAAAGACGGUUCAGAAAAUGUCGGAGGAGGCCCACAUUCUCGGUGAUCUACAGUGCAGCAAAGUAUCGGCAGAUUUAAAAUGUGCUAGGAGUGUAGUUAGAAUAACGGAAAUCACGGCGACCCUGCAAGAACAGAAAAUUAUGUAUCUACGACAACAAAUUCGUAGACUAGAAGAGCUAAAAUCGGAAAACUCUUUUAUGUCUGAUGAUCUAUAGCGCUAUUAAAUACAAAGUUAAAUUUAUAUAAAAAAUACAGAAAGCCCUACAAAAAAAAUGACUAAAACUAGAAAUCAUCCUUUCUUUUUAAAGGAGGAAAAUUACACUAGCUAACUGGGAUGCAUGUUAUACACUGCAAUAUAAAACCGAUCGAUACAAAGUUUAAAACAUCAACAAAUACAGAAACAAAUUUAAACACAAAACAAAAGAAAAGUCAAAGUCAAGCUAAACCACACAUCAAUGUAUAAAGCUAGAGGAAAAUUUUUAGAAACAAUCCUGCUCUGAAAUCCACGGAGUCGACAGAAUGCGAGGAGACGUUGAAAGCUGAAUCAUGGAAACACACAAACACUAACGCAAAACACACAUACACACCUACAUCAUAGCCCCUUCCGCAUACUCUCAGACACACUCUCAUUGAUAAUUGCGCAGAGAUUCACUCGAACACUUACAACAUAGCCGUUGGUAAUUUCUAGGAUGACUGAACAUAGGAAGCAAAUCGUACGAAUCAUCAAAGGAUAUGAUUUUAAACUGUUAUUAUUAUUAUAUUUAUAUGAAAGAUAAUGAAGAAUAAAGUUUUUGUUCUUUAUCCGUUUCAAAAAUGCAACUAAUCAGAUAAAAAUGCAUCAGAACUUGUUUAAUGUUUUCUAAAAAUGUUGUAAUGGAAAAAUAUUGUGCAUCCGAGUAAACAAAAAAAUACAAAUCAUUCAUUCAGUAGCGUAGAGUGAUUGAAAGGCAAAAAUCAUAAUAAUAAUCAGCCCCGCAUCUCCCUGUCUUUACAACAUAAAACAAAACAAAAGAACUGCAUUCAUGCCGGGAAGAGGACGUCGGCAAUAUCUCUACUACACUCUACUAGGGCCUCACGGAUGACGAUGAUGAAUGUUGGAAAGUCGCCCUUCCGCGAACUGUUUAGGUAAAAAAAGGAGAAAUAAAAAAUACGAUGAAGAAUACAUACAACAAACUGAAGGAAACUGAUUCACAUUAGAAGCACUUUCUAGAGAAAACAAGUAAAAAUACAAAAAAUGCUAAAAAGUAGUCUAAAUAUUCAUGUAUAUUUCAUUAAACUAUAAGUUAUGAUAAGAACAAAAAAGUAAAAGCGUAAAAUCAAUUAAAUAAAAAACGUUGACAAAUGAAACAAGAGAAAAAAAAGAACAUCAGAACAAAACGUGUAUGAAGGCAGAUGAACACAUCCGUUUUUAAGCAGCGCUUGACGUGCGUUCAAUCCGUCGUCGUUGGAGCAGAUGCAAUUUUUUUCUUUCUACGAAUAAACUUAUUGAGGAAGCUCUUGCAUGCAGAAUAAUUCAAACAAACACACAAAACAGAACUAAACCAACCAACCUAUCGGGAAUUCAAAGUACAUACAAAGUAAUCUAACUUAACGGAAUGUACUAAAAACCAUAAAAUAAAAGAAAUUUACAACUCGAAACGGAAAGUGGACUGAUGAGAUACCGACUGACGGACCGGACAUACACCAGACGAACGGACAGGAAGCAGCAAAAUUUUACAUCUGGAUCCAUCUCUUUGAUAUAACCACAAGAAAACAUGGAAACAUAAGUCAUAGGGAAAAAAUAGUAAAGUUUAGUAAUAUGAAAUAAUACAACAAAGUAUAUUUAAAUCAAA
Aedes aegypti (yellow fever mosquito) is the source of this 4579-nucleotide messenger RNA. RefSeq names its product WW domain-containing adapter protein with coiled-coil homolog. The transcript has 11 exons. Gene Ontology annotation, cellular component: nucleus. The record is from RefSeq and is a predicted model, not a curated record. Gene Ontology annotation, biological process: positive regulation of TORC1 signaling; regulation of autophagy. Lineage: Eukaryota; Metazoa; Arthropoda; Insecta; Diptera; Culicidae. Gene Ontology annotation, molecular function: chromatin binding; RNA polymerase II complex binding. Bases 620 to 2962 code for a protein of 780 amino acids.